AUGGAGAAACUCGAUCAGGAUUCGGGCUCUAAUCAAAACCUUCUGCCGCGUCAAUUGGAUUUCUCUCCUCCGGCGGCUGCUGUGGAGGAGACGAAGAAGAUGGAUUCAUUUCAUGAAACUGAGAAGAAGCAGUCGCAUUCCGUUCUCGAUUCACAGUCGUCUCGGGAAGAUCAGAAAUCAGAACAACCUCUUCCUCAGCCUCAGCCUCUACCUUCAGUUCCCGAUACCGAGGCGGAGCAACUCCGAUUAGGUGUAAAGUCUCUGAAACCGCCGCCGUCUUCUCCGGUUAAAUCUCCCCAGCAAUCAGCGACGGAAGUCACGCCACCACAGAAACCUCCGCUUCAUCGGUUUAGUCACCAGGUGCAGAAGAAUCCGUUGGUGAAAUGUCGAGUGAGCAAGCAAGAUCCUUUGACACAACUUGAGUCCUCCAAAGAUGAUACUCCAAACAAACAGAAACAUUGCAACUGUAAAGCUUCAAAAUGCUUGAAGCUGUAUUGUGAAUGCUUUGCGUCUGGAUCGUACUGCAACGGUUGCAAUUGUUUAAACUGUCACAACAAUUUGGAGCAUGAGUCCUCAAGGCAAGAAGCUAUCACAACGCUCUUAGAGCGUAAUCCGGAUGCGUUCAAGCCAAAAAUUGCUGGUAGUCCUCAUGGAAUGAAUGAUCUGCAGGAGGAUGUGCGUCAAAGCCUGAUUCUGGGGAAGCACAGCAAAGGAUGCCACUGCAAGAAAUCAGGAUGCCUGAAGAAGUACUGCGAGUGUUACCAGGCGGAUAUCUUGUGUUCAGAGAAUUGUAAGUGUCAGGAUUGCAAGAACUUUGAAGGAAGCAAAGAGAGGAAUCCGCAUCUUCUUCAUGGACCUCAGGUCUCAGAAACCUAUGUGCAACAGUCGUCGGCUCAUGCAGCUGUUAACCGCGCCAUCGAUGGUUAUCUGGAACCUUCUGAUUCAAGAAAGAGAAAGAUCAAAGAUGCUUCACAUUCUGUGCCAGCUAGAGUUCCACACAUUGUCCAAAACCAGACGGUGAAUCACGUUAUAAGGAAUGGUGAUACUUCUCUGUUUUUAAUCCCUAAGGACCUUAACAACAAGGCUGUCUCUGGAUCUACCACAUUUACUUACAGGUCUUCUCUGUCAAAUACUAUCCAGCCGCGCCAUGUGAACGAGCUAUGUUUGCUUCUGGUCUCAAAGUCGGUGGACGUGGCAAAGAAAUUGUCAGGCGGUAAAUGUGAAACAGAGAAAAGGAACGACAGAGACUCUUCUGUUGAUACAGCUCAGAGAGAUGCUAAUGAGAUGAAUGACUCUCCAGAUUGUGUUCUUGAUGCAAAUAGAAUGGACGAGAAGCCAUUGUCUCCAGCGACACGUGCAUUGAUGUGUGAUGAGGAACAAAUGAUCAUAUCAGAGAAAGAGACAUCAGCCCAAGGGAAAGAAGACGCAGACACAAGCUCGGAGGUUUACUUAGAGCAAGAAAGACAGAUCUUGUCAAGCUUCAGGGACUAUCUCAUUCAGCUCUCAAACCGUGUGAGCAUAAACGGAGCAAAUAUCAAGACCAAGACAAAUCCGAGUAAAAGGGAACUAGAAGAUGAAGAGCAAAGCCAUCGAGACUCAAGUUUGGGGUAA
This is a messenger RNA of Microthlaspi erraticum, 1611 nucleotides long. NCBI's taxonomy places the organism in Eukaryota, Viridiplantae, Streptophyta, Magnoliopsida, Brassicales, Brassicaceae. The record is from the annotation of a GenBank genome assembly.